AUGCCGCUCCAAAUGAAAAGUUCUCGCAAAAGUACUGGGGGAAAGGCCCCACGCGAAAAACUCCCGCCACUUCCGUACGGCGCCAAGAAGGCUCAGCUUUGUGGGGCGACUUCGAAAGCUGAGUUGGCUCCGUUGACAGACUUUCCCAUUGAUUCACUGGGAACAACUAGUGCCAACCAUGCCGACUCGGUUUGUGAUGAGCCUUAA
This is a messenger RNA of Rhizoctonia solani, 207 nucleotides long. RefSeq lists its product as uncharacterized. The record is from RefSeq and is a predicted model, not a curated record. Bases 1 to 207 code for a protein of 68 amino acids. The transcript has 3 exons. NCBI's taxonomy places the organism in Eukaryota, Fungi, Basidiomycota, Agaricomycetes, Cantharellales, Ceratobasidiaceae.